This is a messenger RNA of Penicillium samsonianum, 4071 nucleotides long. RefSeq lists its product as uncharacterized. Gene Ontology annotation, molecular function: 5-oxoprolinase (ATP-hydrolyzing) activity. NCBI's taxonomy places the organism in Eukaryota, Fungi, Ascomycota, Eurotiomycetes, Eurotiales, Aspergillaceae. The record is from RefSeq and is a predicted model, not a curated record. Gene Ontology annotation, cellular component: cytosol. The coding region runs from base 1 to 4071 and encodes 1356 amino acids. The transcript has a single exon. Gene Ontology annotation, biological process: glutathione metabolic process.
AUGUCAGAGCCCGUAGAGAAGGGUUAUCAACUCGGAGUUGAUGUUGGCGGGACAUUCACAGAUGUUUACGUGUUCACCCCGCAUGGACAGACAGUGCGAGCAAAAGUCCCAACAACCAUCCCAGAUCAAAGUAUUGGGAUCCAACAGGGCAUUACGAAGGCCCGUGAAUUACUCAAUAAGCAGUUCGGUUGGUCGGGGACUUUCCAAUUCAUUCAUCAUGGCACAACGACCGCAACCAAUGCAGUUCUCGAAGGGAAGGGCGCUCGCACUGCCUUAAUUGUGACUGCUGGCCAUAAGGAUUUAUUGGCUUUGCGCCGUUCCCAGAUCCCAGGUGGAUUGGGUGCGUGGCUGCACUGGACCCCACCCGAUCCUAUAGUGCCACUUGAGCGGGUCGUUCAAUGUAAAGAACGCAUGUCCGUUCAGGGAGAAACAGUUACGGCAGUUGAUAUCGAGGAUCUGCGACAAAACUUGAAAGAGCUGGCGCGACAGAAGCCAGAAGCAAUCGCUAUCUCGCUAUUGAACUCACAUAGCAACGAGGCUCAUGAACGGGUGGUUGCACAAACAGUCCGCGAGGAGCUUGGGGCCGAUAUCGCCAUCACUUGUUCUGCAGAUGUUCUGCGUGAAGUCGGAGAGUAUGAGCGGACGGUCACAACCUGCACGAAUACGCUGGUGAAGCCGGUUGUCGAGAAAUAUCUGUACAAUCUGUCUAAGGCGCUUGCGGCGGAAAGUGAGGCCAUUCGGGUCCUCAAGAGCGAUGGUGGGUUGACCAGUCUGACUCUCGCUUCUGAGCUACCAGUCAACAUUCUCAUGUCGGGCCCUGCAGGAGGCGUCAAGGGAGUGGCAGAUGUUGUGGCUCGGAGUACUCCGUACAAGAAUCUGAUUACCUUGGACAUGGGAGGAACUUCUACCGACUGCGCAUUAAUUUACAAUGGCCAGCCUCAGCUCCGACGAGAGACUGUUGUAGGGAGUCUUUCUGUUCGGGCGCCCGCGGUUGACAUCAAGACUGUGGGGGCUGGGGGAGGAUCGAUCACAACGUACAUGGAGCUCACGGAGACCUUGCGGGUAGGCCCCGAGAGCGCUGGCGCAGCACCCGGACCUGCAUCCUAUGGAAAAGGCGGAAAGCAAGCCACUGUCACGGAUGCGAAUUUGGUCCUGGGAUAUUUGCCCAAAACAUUGUUGGGUGGCGAGUUCGCGUUGGAUGUCCAAGCUGCUAUAACUGCUGUCGAGGAUAUUGCGAACCAGAUGAAGCUUCCGGUUAUUCAAACAGCCGAAGAUAUCAUCACAAUCAUCAACGAGACAAUGUAUGGUGCCUUGCGGCUUGUCUCUGUGGAGCAGGGCUAUGACCCUCGUGAAUUUGCACUGGUUGCUUUCGGUGGUGCCGGCCCUCUGCAUGCAAACGCCGUGGGUCAACUUCUUGGGGCCUGGCCUGUGAUCAUCCCACCUUCUCCUGGAAUCCUAUGUGCACAGGGUGAUGUGACCACUAAACUUAGACACGAGCAAUCCGCCACCUUCAUCCGUAUUGUCUCCGGAACCCCUGUUUUCGAGGCACGGGAACAGUACCGAACACUAGAGCAAGAGUGUCGGGAUACCUUGUCAAGGACGGCGGGCGAUCUGUGGCCCUUGUCAUGGAAAACAGCAUAUCAAGCAGAUCUUCGGUACAAAGGCCAAGCUUUGAUGAUAACAAUCGAGAUCACCGAAGAAGACUUGGCCCUGACUACUGAGAAAUGGCAUGAUGUGUUGCGACAAAAGUUCGACCAGCAGCACCAGCAGAUGUUCACUUACUGCUUACCUGACUUUGAGCUUGAAUUGAUGAGACUGGGAGUUGUAUUGGAAGACGCCUCGCCUGGGAUUGACAUUCCCCAAGUUGGCAAAGGGACAAUUCCCCCUUCAGACGCAAAGAUUGGCGAGCAGAAUAUCAUCGUCCAAGGCGAAGAAAAAUUGGCAACCCUGUGGGAUCGUCAGAAGAUUAGCAAGCAGGGUAUCCAAGUAAUGGGUCCGUGUAUUAUCUCCGAAAUGGACAGCAACACACUCAUCUUACCUGGCUACUACGGUGAGAUCGAUAGCAUCGGAAAUAUUUUGAUCAAUCCUCUCGAAAAGAAGCCUGCCACGGCUACCACACACACUGUCGAGUCGGCCAAAGAGCUUGUCAAGAGCACUCCAUUGAUUCCUACGCUGAUAUCCUCGACACUGGCCUCCAUUCGCGGCGAGAUGGACAAAAUGAUGCUACGAUGCAGCAUGUCUCCUGCCAUCCGAGAGCAGCAGGAUGAAUUCAAUGUCAUAACCGACUGCGAGGGCAAAAUGCUGGUUGGUCAGUUUGGCAGUUUUAUCACACAGUUCCUCGAUGUUUGGGCCGGUACAAUCGAGGAGGGCGAUGUGUUUAUUACCAACGACACCUACCAAGUGCAGGGUGCCAUCAGCCACCUCAACGACAUCAUUGCCUUUUUGCCCAUUUUCCACAACGGUCGGAUCAUUGGAUUUGCAUCGCAAUUUGGCCACCUGACAGACGUUGGAGGUAUUGUUCCGGGAAGCAUGUCAAUCAACGCGACAUCCGUCUUUGAUGACGGCGUGCAGAUUCCCUGCAUAAAGCUGUAUACCCGUGGUGUUAUGAAUAAAGAUAUAGUCGAUCUUCUUUGUCGAAACUCUCGCCAACCGGCAUGGUAUCGCUCUGACCUGACUGCCAUUGUAGCAUCCUGUUCUAUGGCUGCCACCAGAGUUCGCGAGUUGGCCACCCGUUUCGGCAGUGAAGUAUACCUGGCUGCGUGCUCGGAGCUGCUGUACCGGAACCGAAGUGGAUUCGCGAAGAUCAUCGAACGCCAAUUCGAUGACCUGGAAAGCAAAUUCACAGACUUCGUUGAUGAUGAUGGCCACGGUGUGGGACCUUGGGCACUCACCUGCUCCAUGAAAAAGGUGGACGGCAACCGGCUCCAAUUUGACUGGAGUGGCACUUCUCCACAGAGCGAGCGUAGUAUCAACUUCUAUCUCUCGGAGACAAUGUUCAGGAUGUUCAUUGGCUACUACCUCAUUGCAGCCGCUGCCCCGGGCACAGUUAUCAAUGACGGCUUCCAUGACUUGAUUGAUGUGCACAUCCCUGAAGGAUCAGUCCUCAAGCCUGUUCGCCCUGCGCCAAUCUCAUGCCGAACUCACUUCCUCGGACGGACCUUGGACAUUGUACAAGCCCUGAUUGGCCAAAAGCAAGACUCCUACCAGGCUGCAGCUGGAUUUAGUGACUCACCUCACUUCUUUUACUCUGGAUUCAAGCCGGACGGAGAAUGGUACCAGCUCUACCAGAUUGGAUUUGGAGGUGUGCCUGCACGACAAGCCGGCGAUGGCCCUGAUUGCCACUGUCUCUUUCCCGCCAUCAAGUCCAUUCCCACCGAAAUAAUAGAGCUCAACUACCCGUUGCGUAUUGAAGCAAACGAGAGCGUCGCCGACAGUGGUGGCGCCGGAUUUUACCGCGGUGGUAAUGCUCAGCGCACGCUAUACCGAUUCCUGGCCCGUGGGGAGUUCAGUCUCCACGAUGAUCGAUGGUUCACCAAGCCAUGGGGGUUGAAGGGCGGAAAGCCCGGACAGCGAUCCCGCAAAAUACUCUACCGGUACUCCAAGUCUGAGGACAGCCCUCCCACUGAGAUUUUACCUUCCAAGUGUGAUCAUAUUCGCGUUGACCCGGGUGACCUCCUCGAGUGGGUGACUUGGGGCGGAGGCGGAUUGGGUGAUCCUUUGACACGUCCGGCGGAAAAGGUUGCCCUGGAAGUACACCGAAAGCUUGUCACAGUUGAGGGAGCUCGAGUUGCGUAUGGUACCGUUGUCAACGACGAUUUCACUGUAAAUGAGGCUGAGACCGAGGCAUUGCGGACCCAGAUGCGGAUGGAACGUACCCAGCUGAGUGGGUCAUCCAUCUAUGACCGCGGUGGAACCCUCGAGCAGUUACGAGAAACAUGUCUGCAGGAGACUGGACUUGAUGCCCCGUUACCUCAGUGGGAAACAGAAAUUUAUGGUCCUCACGCUGGGUUGGCAUAUGUGCAGGACUGGUUCACUGGGAUGCGAUCACGCAAAGGUUGGGAGCUUGAUUAG